This is a messenger RNA of Oryzias melastigma (Indian medaka), 5043 nucleotides long. Its product is annotated as vitellogenin-1. The transcript is spliced from 34 exons. NCBI's taxonomy places the organism in Eukaryota, Metazoa, Chordata, Actinopteri, Beloniformes, Adrianichthyidae. Bases 16 to 4968 code for a protein of 1650 amino acids. Gene Ontology annotation, biological process: lipid transport. The record is from RefSeq and is a predicted model, not a curated record. Gene Ontology annotation, molecular function: lipid carrier activity.
CAGCCCCAUUCAACCAUGAGGGAAGUUGUGCUAGCUCUGUGCCUGGCCCUUGUGGCUGGACAGCAUUCUAGUUUUGCUCCUGAUUUUUCUACUGGCAAAACUUAUGUAUACAAGUAUGAGGUGUCCAUCAUGAACAGUCUGCCUGAUGAGGGUUUGGCAAGAGCAGGACUUAAUCUUAGCUGCAAAUUUCUCAUCAGUGCUCUUGACCAAGACACAUACACAUUGAAGCUUGUGGAUCCCAAGAUGAGCGAAUUCAAUGGCAUUUGGCCCAAGGAUCGUACAGAACCAGUUGAGAAUAUUCCUGAAGCUCUUGAACCAGAGUUCCAGAUUCCUAUCAAGUUUGAAUACAAGAAUGGUGCUGUAGGAAAGGUGUAUGCCCCAGAACAAUUCUCAGAUUUACUGCUGAACUUCUACAGAGGCUUCCUGAGCAUCCUCCAGCUUAACAUCAAGAAAACACACAACGUCUACGAUCUGCAUGAGGCUGGAAUUGAAGGUGUGUGCAGGAGCCUCUACUCUGUCAACGAAGAUUUAAGGGCUGAAAGAAUCUUCUUGACCAAAACCAGGGACAUGAACCACUGUCAGGAAAGGAUCUAUAGAGACAUGGGGAUGGCAUACACUGAGAAAUGUGAUGAGUGCCAGAAGAAAUCUAAGACUCUGAUAGGUUCAGCAUCCUACACCUAUGUGUUGAAGCAAGUUCCCAGCGGCAUCAUGAUCCUGGAGGCAGAUGUAAAUGAGCUAAUCCAGUUUUCACCUUUGUCUGAACGUCACGGAGCUGCUCAAACAGAGACCAAGCAAACCUUAGUCUUCCUUGAGAUUCAGAAUUCCCCCAUUAAACCCAUCUCUGCUGAGUAUCAUCAUCGUGGAUCUCUCAAGUAUGAGUUCUCAAAUGAGUUUGAGUGGACACCGCUUCAGCUUGUCAAUAUAAAAGAUUUACAGGGCCAGACCGCAGAGAUUCUGAAUCAUCUAGUUACCCAGAAUGCCGAGAAGCUCAAUGAUCAAGCUCCUCUGAAGUAUUUGGAAUUGACUCAUCUUUUGCGUCUUGCUCUCUAUGAAGAUCUGGAAGUGCUCUGGAACAAGUACAAAAAUUUGCCAUCUCACAGACUCUGGCUCUUGGAAGCUGUUUCAGCUUCUGGAACCUCUGCAGCUCUCAGAUUCAUCAAGGAGAAAUUUGUAGCUGAAGACUUGAGUGUUGUUGAGGCAGUCAGAACCUUGGCUGCAGCUGUACACAUGGUUACAGCAAGGUCUGAAUCAAUCAACCUGUUUGAGACCCUGAUGGAAGACAACAAAAUCAAUGCCAACCCAGUUCUGCGCGAGAUUGUCUUCCUCGGCUACGGCACAUUGAUUUCCAAAUAUUGCGCAGAGUCAGACGUCUGUCCUAUCGAGUAUAUAAAAAAGCAUCUCUCAGAGGCAGUUUCUAAGGGAGAAACAGAAGACAUCAUCUUGUAUGUGAAGGUUUUGGGAAAUGCAGGACACCCUAGUAGCCUCAAGUCAAUCACAAAAAUUAUGCCUAUUCACGGCACUGCUGCUGCAUCUCUGCCAAUUAGAGUCCAUAUUGAAGCCAUCAUGGCUCUGAGGAACAUUGCAAAAAAAGAACCAAGAAUGGUCCAGGAACUGGCUCUUCAGCUCUACAUGGAUAAGGCUCUUGACCCAGAACUUCGUAUGCUCUCAUGCAUUGUCCUGUUUGAGACCAAUCCUUCAAUGGCCCUGGUUUCCACCCUCGCCAAUGCUGUUAAGUCAGAAGAGAAUUUGCAGGUUGCCAGCUUCACAUACUCUCACAUGAAGUCCCUGAGCAGGAGCGCUUCAAUAAUUCAUCCAUCAGUGGCUGCAGCAUGCAAUGUUGCCAUGAAGAUCUUGAGUCCAAAGCUGGACAGACUGAGCUUACGUUAUAGCAAAGCUGUCUAUGGGGAAGCAUAUAGCAGCUCUUUUAUGCUUGGUUCUGCUGCUACCGCUUUCUACAUCAACGAUGCUGCUACCUUCCUGCCAAGGUCUCUUGUUGCCAAAACAAAAGCCUUCUUUGCUGGAGCUGCUGUUGAUGUUCUGGAGAUUGGAGUGAGAACUGAUGGACUGCAAGAGACCCUUCUGAAAAACCCUUCAAGUCUUAACAGUGCUGACAGGAUCACUAAGAUGAAACGUGUCAUCAAGGCUCUGUCACAUUGGAAGUCUUUGCCCAACAAUAAACCUUUAGUUUCCUGCUAUGUCAAGCUGUUCGGACAAGAGAUCGCCUUUGCCAACAUUGACAAACCCAUGAUUGAAUGGGCUAUUGCGCUUGCCAGUGGACCAUCUCUUCAGAAAUAUGGCAUAAAAGCUCUGAAAACUCUACUACUCUCUGGUGUCAGUUUCAACUAUACAAUGCCUGUGAUGAUUACUGAGAUACGACGCAUAUUACCUACUACUUCUGGUAUUUCAUUGGAGCUGAGUUUUUAUUCUGCAGCUGUGGCUGCAGCUGCUGUCAAAGUCAAACCAACACUCACACCACGUCUGCCUGAAGACUUUCCUCUCUCCCGCCUUCUGGAAACUGACAUUGAGCUUGAGACUGAGAUCCGACCCAGUUUCGCUAUGGACACCUAUGCAAUAAUGGGAACAAACAGUCCUCUUUACCAUGCAUUUAUUAUGUCAAGGGCUAAAAUUAACUCAACACUGCCCUCCAAAAUCUCUGCAAAACUUCACAUUAAAGAGGGUGACUUUAAGAUAGAAGCACUUCCCGAUUCUGCUCCUGAAAACAUCACAGCUGGGAGUGUUGAGACCUUUGCAGUAAUAAGAAAUGUACUGGAUCCCACAGCUGAAAGAAUCACUCCAAUCUUACCUUACAAGGUUAUGCGAUCCAGCACAAGCCAGAAUUUUUCAAACAAGGAAUCUUCUGGUGAAAUAUCAUUAGAAAAUUUUCAAGAAGAUGUCAAACAAAAGGUUCCACUCUUAGCCAAGAGAUACUGUACCAAGUACCGUGCCAUUGGACUCAAAGCCUGCUUCAAAGUUGCCACUGAAAAUGCUGCUUUUAUCCACGAUACUGCCCUAUACAGAAUGAUUGGAAGUCAAAAUGCUUCCUUCUCUAUAACACCAAUUGAAGGUGAAGCAGUGGAGAGACUGGAGAUGGAGGUUAAAGUUGGAGCUAAGGCUGCAGAGAAGAUCAUUAAGCAAAUUAACUUGAAUGAUGGGGCAGCAACAGUGCUGUCCAAGCUCAACAAAAUCCUGGCUUUAAAUAAAAACCACACUUCAUCCUCCUCCUCAAGCUCCAGCAGGAGUUCUUCCUCAAAGCAUUCCUCCAAAUCCUCGUCCUCAUCCUCUAUCUCGUCCUCACAUCAUAGUAGCAGCAGCAGUCACACCAGCAGCAGCAGCAGAUUGACAUCCACAAUGUCCUUCAGCAAUUCAGCGAGAUCAAGCUCAGCGUCAAGCCUUGCUUCACUGCUCAGUGCUGAAUCAAGUUCUUCUCGCGACAGUGCUCGUCGUUCAAUGCAAAAGGCCUAUUCUCACAGGUUUAGGAAGAGCCACAAGAACCAGACUUUGUCAUCAGAAGAGCGUUCUAGAAGCAGAAGCAGUGACUCCAGUUUUGAGUUCAUUCACACAAUGAACAAAUUCCUUGACGAAAGGGAUGCUGCUGUUGUUGUCAGUGUGCGUGCUGUUAGAGCUAAUCAGAAAGACCUGGGAUACCAGGUUGUUGUUUAUGUUGACAAACCAAACGCCAGACUUCAGAUCAUCCUUUCACCUCUGUCUGAAAGCAACUGGAAGCUGUGUGCUGAUGGAGUUUGGCUGAGCAAACACAAAAUCACGGCUAAGCUUGCUUGGGGAGCUGAAUGCAAGGAGUACAGCACCAUGAUCACUGGUGAAACUGGUCUGGUCAGUUCAAGUCCUGCCACUCGCCUCAGAUUGUCCUGGGAAAAACUACCCUCUUACGUUAAGCUCUACGGAGAAAAGGUUUAUGACUACAUGCCCAAUAAAAUGCUGGCCGACUUGAUAAAAGCAAAGAGAGCAAACAGCACCAGGCAGCUCUCUUUCACUGUUGUUGCAAAAUCUGAAAAGACCGUUGAGCUUAUCGCAAAAACACCACAGCACACUUCUUAUAACAUGACUUUACAUCUUCCCAUCACCCUUCCACUUCAAGAGCUCAAAACCCUUACCCCCUUUGAGGAGGUUAUUGAUAAAGUCCACUAUGUCUUUGUCAAGGUUGUUGCAGCUGAAUGCAGUUUCUACAACAAUACACUCAGAACAUUUAACAACAGGAGAUACAUGAACAAGAUGCCAGAGUCUUGCUACCAGGUUCUCACACAAGACUGUACUGAGGAGCUGAAAUUCAUGGUCCUACAAAUGAAAGACUCCACCCGACAGAACCGCUUUAACGUCAAGAUUGCUGACAUAGACAUUGAUCUAUACCCCAAGGAGAGUGAGGUGUAUGUUAAGGUCAAUGGAAUGGUAAUACCUCUCACCAGCCUGCCAUACCAGCAUCCAACAGCUUCCAUUGAGAUUAGAGAAAGUGAGGAGGGAGUUUCUGUGUACGCAGCCGGCCACGGACUUCAUGAAGUCUAUGUGAACAAGACCUCUUGGAGGAUUAAAAUCGCUGACUGGAUGAAAGGCAAGACCUGUGGGCUCUGUGGAAAGGCUGAUGGGGAAGUCAGACAGGAUUAUCGUUCACCCAAUGGACGCUUAGCCAAGAACUCUGUCAGCUUCGCUCUUUCCUGGAUUUUACCAGCAGAAAGCUGCAAAGACAACACUGAGUGCCGCAUGAAGUAUGAAUCCAUCCAACUGGAGAAGAAUGUUAAUGUCCAUGGUCAGGACUCCACAUGCUUCUCUGUUGAACCAGUACUGCGCUGUCUGCCUGGCUGCUCCCCAGUUAAAACCACCGCUGUCAAUGUUGGCUUCAAGUGCUUUGCUGCUGAUUCCACUUGGGAUCCCAGUAACAUCUUUGACAGCAGUGUUGACCUGAGGGACUCUACAGAGGCUCACCUUGCCUGCAGCUGCACUGCUCAAUGUUCCUAAUAAAGGAGUGUUUCAUUCAGGGACUAUAUGCAUUUACUACAGUUUUAGGCAGAAAUAAACAUUUGUCAAAACAAA